UGUAAUGUCAUGUGAAUUUUUUUAUCAGUAAAUUUCCAAGUUUCUGUUAUGUAAAUAGUACGCUUCUUAGUGUUUGGCAAAAGUGGUUCAAAUAAACAUUUCAAUAUGCUUUAUCUUAAAUUGUUUGGAUUUAUAAUUACUAUAUAUCAAAUCAAGUUUAUUCAGUAUAUUACUUAAAUUAAAAACAUAAAAUUUAAUUUAAGUUAUGGUAUCUAAUUUUAUUAUAUGUGUGAAUUUCCAGUAAAUUAAUCUGUCAAAAUGCCUAUUAUAAGCUCUAAUUUAAGAAAUAGACUCUCAGAUAUACUAUCUAAGUGGAGGAAAUGGAUCAAAACUGUUGUAAUGUUGAUAUAUGGUUUUUUUAUUCUACUCCUAUUACCUAAACUUAUUAUUCAGUCUUUUCAUUCUAAGAAGGACAGUGAUCCUGCAGUAUUUAUUGGAGGAUUUUUUGCAGUUUUAACCAUACCAAUAUCUCUUGUGGAAAUAAUUCAACACAUGAUUCAUUACUCUCGUCCACCACUUCAACUUCACAUAAUUAGGAUAUUAUGGAUGGUACCAAUAUACACACUGAAUGCUUGGAUGGGUAUUAUUUAUCCAGACCAGACCAUUUACAUGGAUUCAUUUCGUGAAUGCUAUGAAGCAUAUGUUAUUUACAAUUUUAUGAUGUAUCUGCUCAACUACUUAAAUGCUGAAGGGGAUUUUGAAGUUCAGCUUACAUCUAAGCCACAAGUAAAUCACAUGUUUCCUUUUUGCUGGCUAACACCCUGGAAAAUGGGCAGAGAGUUGGUUCACAACUGCAAGCACGGCAUCUUACAAUACACAGUUGUCCGACCUCUCACUACAGCCAUAGCCUUACUAUGUGAGUGGCUCGGAGUAUAUGGAGAGGGGGAAUUCGAGGGAGACAAGGCAUUUCUGUACAUCAUUGCAGUGAACAACUGUUCCCAGUUUAUAGCCAUGUACUGCCUGGUGUUAUUCUACCUAGCGAAUAGAGAACAGCUGAGGCCCAUGAAGCCCUUUGGAAAGUUUCUCUGUAUCAAAGCUGUUGUUUUCUUCUCUUUUUUCCAAGGUGUACUUAUAGCAGUGUUAGUCUACACAGAUGUGUUGUCAUCAGUGUUCCAUACUAAUGAUGAUGCCACCAAGACCAUGUCAGCCAAGAUACAGAAUUUCCUGAUAUGUAUUGAAAUGUUCUUGGCAGCCAUCGCUCACCACUACAGUUUCUCACACAAGCCAUAUGUAGAUGGGUUGCUGCAGCACCAGUCUCUUUGUGAGACUCUAAUGGCCAUGUGGGAUCUUCGAGAUGUCCAGGAUAAUAUCAAAGAACAUUUCACUGUUGUGGGUAGUGGACUGAAAAGAGCCAGGUCAGAAACUUCACCCUUGCUGGCCGACGUGUCUCGCAGUGUUGAGUCUGGCUAUCACAGUUUUACUGAUCUUAUCAAUCAUGCAUCAGGAUCUGUGGUGGAUGGUGAGCAAGGACCCUCGGACGCAGAGGUACCUGACAUGGAACUGAGUCAACAAGAUGAACCUGGCCCCACUGUCGCCUAAGUCAUUAGAAAGUAAAAAAUAGAAGAGAAGCCUGUAAGAUUGAGAGAAUUCCACAUAUUAUAUAUUCCCAUGUAUGUCUUUCAGUUGCAAAAAAAUAAGACAAUAACACAAAUUUAAAGAAUGUUUUGAGUCUUUGUUUAGUUGUGUUUAGUUUUGAAAUUGCAUAGCUUACUUUUUGACUUUAUCAUUGUUAUUUUUGUUUAUUGUAAACAAAGCCAAUUUGAUUGUGAUUUUAGAUAUUUUAACAUUAGUAUUAGGCUUUAGAGUAACUCCAAUGCAUUUCAUCCUCAAACUAUGUUUAAAAUAAUUUUUAUAUGGUAGUUGUUCAAAUUUUAUCUGUUUUUUUACUUAGCACUUAGUAUUAAUGGUUAGGGUUUACAAGCUAUUCUUUCUUUAGGAGAAAUGUAUCUGUAUGUGGUGUAUUAAUGUACAAUACUUAAAUAUUCUGUUUCCUUAUGAUAUUAACAUCUUCAUUAAUUUUUCUCUAUAGUAAACAGUUUAUUGGGA
Molecule: messenger RNA, 2046 nt
Organism: Homalodisca vitripennis (glassy-winged sharpshooter)
Lineage: Eukaryota; Metazoa; Arthropoda; Insecta; Hemiptera; Cicadellidae
Product: transmembrane protein 184C
Exons: 10
Coding region: 259-1539 (426 amino acids)
Biological process (GO): transport
Molecular function (GO): transporter activity
Source: RefSeq, a predicted model, not a curated record